Molecule: messenger RNA, 3123 nt
Organism: Tarenaya hassleriana
Lineage: Eukaryota; Viridiplantae; Streptophyta; Magnoliopsida; Brassicales; Cleomaceae
Product: putative pentatricopeptide repeat-containing protein At1g12700, mitochondrial
Exons: 3
Coding region: 18-2612 (864 amino acids)
Molecular function (GO): protein binding
Source: RefSeq, a predicted model, not a curated record
CCACAAAUUAAAAGUUCAUGUCGGUGCCGUCCAUGUAUAAGAGGAUGAGGGACGAAGGCGUGAAGUCCGAUUUGUAUACAUCUUCUAUCCUGAUCAAUGUUUUUUGUCAUCUGAAGAAAAUAGGUUAUGGUUUUGGUGUUUUGGGUGAUAUUAUGAAGAGAGGUCUGGAAGCCGAUUCAGUAAUGGUCAAGACUCUGGUGAAAGGUCUGUGUUCGGAAGGGAAAGUGUUUGACGCAGUUCAAGUGUUUGACAAAAUGUCCGAAAAAGGGUUUCGUGCGGAUGCUGUCUUUUACAAUUCUAUGAUUCAUGGGUACCGCAAACUAGGAAUGUGGGAAGAAGUUACAAAGAUGAUCCAGAAAAUGGCAAUAGAAGGGCUUUCACUGAAUGUUUAUACUUAUAACAUCUUGAUCGAUGGUUUUUGCAAAGUCAAGAAGGUGAAUGCAGCGAUUGAAGUGUUCGAAUCCAUGUUGAAUCGAGGCAUCGAGCCUGAUGCAGUUACCUACAGUACAAUGAUCGUUUGCUAUUUCAAGCAUGGAGAAACUAAGGAAGCAUUGAAACUUCUAAAAGAGAUGAUUCAUGAAGGGUUGAAACCUGACGAGUUUACUUACACCACCCUUAUUCAUUUUGUAAGCCUAUCGGGAGAUCUGCAAGCUACACAAGGAAUCUUUGAUUCAGCUUACAAGUCUGGUCACUCUCCUGCCAUAUAUUCAUAUUCUGCCCUCAUUAAUGGUUUGAUAAAAAAUGGGAAAAUGGAAGAAGCUCGGAAAAAAUUUGAUGAAAUUCUAGGUAUGGGUUUGGUGCCCGAUGUUGUAACCUACAACACAAUGCUCCAUGGCCUCUGCAAAAGUAAGAAGCUAUCUGAAGCGAGAGAGUUGCUCAUUGAUAUGGAGGCAAAGGGUUGUCCUCCAGAUGCUAUUUCGUUUAACACGGUUAUUUGGGGUUUCCUUAAGGGUGAGAAGAUUGAAGACGCAGUCCUACUUCUUGAGAGCAUGCUUGAGAGGAAUUUCUCUCCCAAUAAGGGUAUUAAGUCCAAGUUAAGUCGCAUCUUUGCAGAUUCUAAGGGUUAUAGAACUCUUCAACCACUUGUAGACGCUUAUGGAGUGAGGAUCUAUGAUCUCGGAUCCCUCGAAAGAGCGAAGCCGGCGAAGAGACUGAUCCAAAGAAAAAGAUUUGGGUCCUAUGAUUCUCGACAUCAUCGUGAAAGUAACAGAACACUUCCUGUUGUUUCCAGUGUUCCGAUGCCGAGAAUCAUGGGAGCCAGAUCUUUUUCUUCAGAUGGUUUUCGAUCACUCUCUUCCCAGUCUUCGCUCUUUGAAAGAACCAGUGCUCAGAUUCCCAGCGGAUUUGAACUCGAGUUGAGGCGACUAUGCAAAUCGGGUGAACUUAACCUUGAAGGUGCUAUUUUUUACUUCGAUAAGCUUAUUGAGACAAGACCCAUCCCUUCGAUUGGUACUUUUAACCAUGUGUUGGGUUCUGUCUCGAAGCUCAAAGGGUAUUCGGAAGUGCCGUCCAUGUAUAAGAGGAUGAGGGACGAAGGCGUGAAGUCCGAUUUGUAUACAUCGUCUAUCCUUAUCAAUGUUUUCUGUCAUCUGAAGAAAAUAAAUUAUGGUUUUGGUGUUUUGGGUGAUACUAUGAAGAGAGGUCUGGAAGCCGACUCAGUAAUGGUCCAGACUUUGGUGAAAGGUCUGUGUUCGGAAGGGAAAGUUUUUGACGCAGUUCAAGUGUUUGACAAAAUUUCUGAGAAAGGGCUUGGUAGGGAUAGUGGUUGCGAGGCUAAUGUACUUUCUUACGGGAUGAUUAUCCAUUCACUUAUCAAGAACUGUUCAUUGGAUAGAGCAGUGGUUGUAUUUCAGAAAAUGAUAGAUCAUGGAGUUGCCCCUAACGUUAUUGUUUUUGCUGACCUGAUUAAUGGAUUGAGUAGCUCGGGACGAUUGCGUGAGGCACUCGAGCUCUUUGAUGAGAUGGUUGUUCGAGGAAUCUCUCCGAAUCUCAUAGUUUACAAUUCUUUGAUUCGUGGAUGCUGCAAACUAGGAAUGUGGGAAGAAGUUGCAAAGAUGAUCCAGAAAAUGGCAAGAGAAGGGCUUUCACCAGAUGUUUAUACUUAUAGCAUUUUGAUUGAUAGUCUGUGCAAAGUCAAGAAGGUGAAUGAAGCGAUUCAAGUGUUCGAAUCCAUGUUGGAUCGAGGUAUUGAGCCCAGUUUGCAUACAUAUACCUCGCUUUUGGCUGGCCUUUUUACUGUCAACAGGUCAAAGGAUGCCGUUGAGUUAUUUGAAUCAUUGAGGCAUGGAAACCUUCGGCCUAAUGCAGUUACCUACAACAUAAUGCUCCAUGGACUCUGCAAAAGUAAGAAGCUAUCUGAAGCGAGAGAGUUGCUAGUUGAAAUGGAGACAAAGGGUUGUUCUCCGAAUGCCAAUUCAUUUAACACGGUUAUUUGGGGUUUCCUUAACGGUGAGAAGAUUGAAGAUGCAGUCCAACUUCUUGAGAGCAUGCUUGAGAGGAACUUCUCUCCUUGUGAGGCUGUUAAAUCCAAGUUAAGCCGCAUUUUUACAGAUUCUGAGGGUCAUAGAACCCUGCAGACACUUCUAGACGCUUAUGGAGAGAAGAUCUUCUAGUGAAAUUGAUAUAAUCAGGUCAGGUAAAAAAACUAUAGGUACACCACAAUCAUUCUGUGUUUAAGCACAAAAACUACUUCCCUUAGCAAUAGAUGAUAAUGUGCAGAGAGGGUAACUAGUUGCCUAGAGAUCUCUUUUAGCGGCCGAAGACCCGAAAUACAGAAUAUAAAUCUGUUCAGUCUGAUGGAAAGUCUCCGUCCAAGAGAUUCUACCCGCGUGCAGCUCUCUCCAAGCCGUGCUCUUUUACUGGUGAAAUGUUGUGUUGUUACCUUCUCUGAAGUUUCAUCCUUCCUCAAUCUGUGUAUCAUCGCUUUCACCGUCGAAGCUUUCAGUUUUAUCUAAUGUCUCUUCCUCUUGAAGCCUAUCCCCCGAGUUUUCUUGUUCUGAUAGCUUGUCUCGUAGUUUAAGCUUUGCUUUUUUCGCAUUCAAUACAGAAAGGGAACUGCAUGUACAACAGACAGACUUAGUUUCUGUUCCGUCCUGUAAUACAGAAAGGAACAAAGUUGAUGAU